Molecule: messenger RNA, 1317 nt
Organism: Penicillium paradoxum
Lineage: Eukaryota; Fungi; Ascomycota; Eurotiomycetes; Eurotiales; Aspergillaceae
Exons: 4
Coding region: 1-1317 (438 amino acids)
Source: RefSeq, a predicted model, not a curated record
AUGAAGCUUGGUCCGCUGGAUUUGGGGUUGGCGCGGCCUCUCGAGUUCACCUUGUCAGUCGUCGUCAAAACCAAUCCAAGCCCGCUCGACUUUCAAUUCGCUGCCGAUACUCUCGUUUCACAAUGGCCGGUGCUAAAUCUGCGCAUGGAUCCCUUGAAAACAAAAUUCUUGGAUCCAACAGACCCCGGCGACCUGUCCGAUGUAUGGGAAGGAAGACAUGUGAAGCGCGAUCUCAGCGAGAUUAUUGACUUCUCUACCAACGCGGACUCUCCACAGAUGGUGGAUUCGGAAGGGUUAGAAAAGGCCUUAGAUUUUGGUUAUGGUCUCCUCCAUGCAUGGAAGCAACGAGUGUUCUCCAUACGAACAUUAUUCUUGACCGAUGCCUGCAUAAUAGGGUUCAAGUUUCUCCAGCCGCUUUGCGAUGCAAAUGGUGCCCAUAAUAUAAUUCAAGCGUAUUGCAGUCUGCUGAGAGGAGAAAGAAUCACGCAUACUCUCCACGCUCGACCAUCACUGUCUCUGAAAUCCGAAGUACUUGAAAAAUGCGCAGAAAUGAUCGAAUCGCACCGGAUUGCAGACCUGCACAAACACACCAUGCAUCGGAAUUGGGCCUCCGGAAUCAGCGCUCUUGGAAGACAGAUGGGGCGGAACAUAUGCUACCCGUCCGCGAGACGGGUCGGCAAGACGAUGUUUAUUCCUCAAACAACGAUCCGGAGCUGGUUAAAAGAGGCCGCAAUGCAGAAAGCUCAGAUAACGGAACACGAUCUCGUGGUGUCUUUUAUCUUCAAGGCAUCCUUACACCCACCAACAGGUCAUACUUUCGGAGUUGCUAUCGAUAUCUCAAAACAGCUGCAGUCAGAGGCGAACCUCUAUAACCCCUGGUACAUGAUGCCUUUGCCAGACCCUAUGCCGUCAAGCGAGUAUAGCGCUCCUACACUGGUCCGAAUGGCAGUGUAUAUCCGGCAUACCAUCAACGAAGCGCAGCAACCAGAGUGCAUUGGAGAGAUUGUGGAUCAACACAAGAAAUUGAAGAAAGUUCCCAUGGUGCCGAAGUCAUAUGGUGGGCGAGCAGCUCAACCGCGCGUCGCGUCCUGGAAAAGCUUACCUCUUUAUGAUCUUGAUAUCCAGGGCGAGACUCCGCUCUAUGUACAGGGCAGUGUCGACUACUGCGGACUUCUACGUGAGACGAAAUCUCAUUUGGAUGAUGUGUUGGUGACGUGGAAAGCACAGGACCGGGAUGGGGAUGAUGGGGGUUACUGGGUUCAUGGGAGACUACCGGAGGACGUUUGGAGGCGUAUGGCGGAUAAUUUGAACUGCUGA